This is a messenger RNA of Fusarium vanettenii 77-13-4, 1638 nucleotides long. RefSeq lists its product as uncharacterized. NCBI's taxonomy places the organism in Eukaryota, Fungi, Ascomycota, Sordariomycetes, Hypocreales, Nectriaceae. The record is from RefSeq and is a predicted model, not a curated record. Bases 1 to 1638 code for a protein of 545 amino acids. The transcript has 7 exons.
AUGGAUGAGGGGAUUAACUUCUCGGUCGAUCGUCACCCGAGACUGAAUGAAUGCCGAGGCUCCGCUGCAUCAGUACGACCGGACCUACUCGUCUAUAAGGCCGACGAGCCCGCUGCGGCCCCUUCGGCCCUCAAUUCUAUGUCCCGAAACGCCCGGUCCCUCUUUACCGAAAGUAUGAAUUGGAUGGAUGACUAUUAUGACCCUGAAACUGGAUACCUCUUCGACUUCAGUGCAACGACAGCACUCAAUCAUGAUACUCGAAGCUCUGUCUGGUAUGCAUUGGGCUUGCUAGCACGGAACAAGGGCGACGAUGGUACAGAGGCUGAAAAGAUCAUCACGAACGUGAUUCAUGCGCAAUACGAGGAACCUAAGGAUGAAUGGUACGCGACGUACCAGAAGGAGCCCGAGGAGCCCUACGUCGGCAGCCCACACUACCCAGCCAAGAUCUACAAUUCUUGGGAUCCCAACUGGCGUGGCUUUGUUGGCACAACGUUGAUCAUGGCUAUGGAGGAGUACUCUGCCAUUAUCAGCAAGUCAACUCAGAAGCUGAUCCUGCAGUCGCUCUAUAAUACUACCAAGGGUGAUGAAUACCGCUUUGGAAACACCGAUAACACCAAGGAUAAUCUGUACCCUGCGUACAGUAACCCGUCAAUCAUGCGUGCUUUUGUAUCAGGCUGGACCGGACGUCGUCUCCACGAACAGAACAUGACAAUCAGCGGAGAAAAAUACGCAAAAGACAUCAUCAACCUUUUCAACCGCGCCAACACACUCUCUGAGUUCAACUCGGGCACAUACACGGGCGUUUCGCUGUUCGGUCUUCUUCUCUGGAGCAAGUACCUGCCCGAGGACUCCGUAAUGACUAAAGAAGCACCUUCUAUGAUCCAGCAUACCUGGGAGGCUAUCGGACAGCUUUGGCACCCUGGCAUGAAGAACAUCGCUGGGCCGUGGGAUAGGUCAUACGGGAGAACUCGUCCCUCAUUAGCAAGGCAACCCCAAAUCAUGUCUCACAUGGGCGACUACGCCUGGGGUCCUCUGUUCGCCAUCCUCGCAGAUCACCAUAAGCGCUUGAUCCCUAACAAGGUUCUGUCGGGCCUAAGUAGCUUCUCCGGCGAGCAUACCUUCCAGGCCAGCGCGUACUACCCUCCCUUUGACAAGGUUCCCCGCAAUAUCACGACGUGGCUCUCUGACAAGCUCACCAUCGGCGCUGAGUCGUUUGAUGAGAUUGCUAUCGGCGGCCCUUCUCAAAACCAAGAGGCAUUCAAUCCCGCCGUGGUCCAGUGGGAUACUGGUGGCGAAAUAUCAUUCAUCUCACUCUACCCAACAGAGACUGCUCUACAGACAAAGGUUGGGCCUGGUCAGCUCACCCUAUCCUAUCCGAAUGGUCACUCUGGCUCGAUAUUUUCUCUUCUCGUAGGCACAUUUAAGAGUAAGCGUACAAUCUCUGGAUGGGAAGACGUUGUAGGCCUCAAGGUCGUUGUCUCUGGAAAUGUGAACAUGACGCAUGACCUAUCUUUUGGUGGACACUAUGGCGGGUCUGAUUCACCGAUCCGAGAUUUUGAGUUUUGGAACUUUACGUAUAGUAUGCCUACUGGAUUUGUCGGAACACCCACCCUGACAGUUGAUUUGGAGAUAUCAUAA